This is a messenger RNA of Cladocopium goreaui, 1071 nucleotides long. NCBI's taxonomy places the organism in Eukaryota, Dinophyceae, Suessiales, Symbiodiniaceae. The record is from the annotation of a GenBank genome assembly.
AUGGCGAGGCUGGCAGAUUUGGAGAUGCUCGUGGAGGCCACCGGAAGCCUUUCUUCAUGGAUGUACACCUUGAUUCAGGUCCUCACCUUGGACUCCUGGAACGCCAUCGCGCGUCCACUGCAGAGAUAUGUCGCUGGCUCCUGGGCCUUUUUUUACUGCUAUGUGGCGGUGGCGGUCAUCGUUUUCAUGAAUCUGGUGACGGCUGUCAUUGUGGAAAAUGCCUUGAGUCACUCCAAACAGGAUGAAGAAACCUUACUGGCACAGAAGGAUUCAGAACAGAAAUCGUUGUUGAAGACCUUCCGAUGUCUCUUUGAAGUCAUGGAUGAGGACGACUCGGGUACAUUGACCUUGGAGGAGUUUCAAGGCGCCUUUGAGACGAAAGAAGUUGCCACGAAGUUGAAACUUCUGGGCUUUAAGGAAGAGGAUUGCCAGGUGAUUUUCAACUUGUUGGAUGAAGGUGAUGGUUGCCUUACCAUCGAUGAAUUCUUUGAAGGUCUCCAAGAGAUGAAAGGACCUGCACAGGCAAAGCAAGUCUUCAUGGUGCGGAAACGCGUGGAGCAGAUCUGGAAUCUGCUGUUGCAGUUCAGCCAUGAGGUGGAUCAGGAUUUGAAUGACUUGUGCCAAGGGCAGAAGAGGUUGAGGAACGGCUGGAGCCUCACUGGGCUGGGAUGGACGGUCCUCCAGCGUGCGCGUCAGUACAGCCGCAGCAUGACACCAUCGAAUGCAAUCCUCCAAGAGCGACAAGUUGACACCGCUUUCACCGGGCUCCGUGCAGGUCGACGCGCAAGCGGAAAGCAGUACAGUCGUGGGCUGAAGGUUGUGUCGCCCACGAUGUCAGAGGCGGCUGGUUGCAACCAGUUGUUGGAUCGCCUGGAGCUGCUGACCCGCGACUUGCGCAGCGAGAUGCGCACGGUGUCCUCCAGGCUCCAAAAUGUGGAGGUGGCGCAAAGGCGGAUGUUCGAACGUAUCGAUUUCAUCGCUCGGAGACAGGACGAGGGUGCUGGACGAACUUUAGGGAUGUCCCCACAAGCGACGGACGUGACCAACGCGUGCGGCCGACUGUUUGACUAA